This is a messenger RNA of Sinocyclocheilus grahami, 834 nucleotides long. RefSeq names its product protein sidekick-2-like. Gene Ontology annotation, biological process: synapse assembly; homophilic cell-cell adhesion. The annotation marks the transcript as partial. The transcript has 6 exons. Lineage: Eukaryota; Metazoa; Chordata; Actinopteri; Cypriniformes; Cyprinidae. The record is from RefSeq and is a predicted model, not a curated record. Gene Ontology annotation, molecular function: protein binding. Gene Ontology annotation, cellular component: synapse.
AUUUUCAAGACAGUGUUCAUGUAGGUUACAUCGCCGGACUGAAGAAGUUUACGGAGUACUUCACCUGCGUGUUGUGCUUCACUACGCCGGGAGAUGGCCCUCGUAGCACUCCGCUGCGCACACGCACCCACGAAGACACUCCUGGACCUGUAGGUCACCUGAGCUUCACAGAAAUCCUGGACACAUCUCUCAAAGUCAGCUGGAAAGACCCGCCGGAGAAGAACGGCAUCCUCACAGGGUAUCGCAUUUCCUGGGAGGAAUUCAACAGAACAAACACUCGUGUCACGCAUUACCUGCCCAACUUGACACAGGAGUACCGGGUCACCGGUCUGACCGCGCUCACUACCUACACCAUUCAGGUGGCCGGUAUGACUUCCAAAGGUCAAGGUCAGCUGUCGUCCUCCACCAUUUCCUCUGGUGUGCCGCCAGAGAUGCCUGGACCUCCUACCAACAUUGCCAUCUCUAACAUCAGCCCGCGUUCAGUAACCCUGCAGUUCAAACCAGGCUAUGAUGGCAAAACUUCCAUCUCAUGCUGGCUGGUAGAGGCUCAGAUCGGUGUUAUCGGAGAAAACGAGGAGUGGGUCAUGGUCCAUCAGCUGACCAGUGAGCCUGAUGCAAGAUCCCUUGAGGUCCAGGGCCUCAACCCCUACACAUACUACAGAUUUCGAAUGAGGCAGGUGAAUAUAGUAGGCACAAGCCCACCCAGCCAGCCAUCUAGGAAGAUCCAGACCCUACAGGCUCCUCCUGACAUCGCCCCCGCAAACAUCACUCUCCGCACGGCCAGCGAGACCAGCCUGUGGCUCAGAUGGGUGGUACGUAUGUGUCCUGGAAUGU